Labrus mixtus (cuckoo wrasse) is the source of this 1652-nucleotide messenger RNA. Its product is annotated as tRNA selenocysteine 1-associated protein 1-like. The transcript has 9 exons. Gene Ontology annotation, molecular function: tRNA binding. The coding region runs from base 143 to 1090 and encodes 315 amino acids. NCBI's taxonomy places the organism in Eukaryota, Metazoa, Chordata, Actinopteri, Labriformes, Labridae. The record is from RefSeq and is a predicted model, not a curated record. Gene Ontology annotation, biological process: selenocysteine incorporation. Gene Ontology annotation, cellular component: nucleus.
CGCAGCACGUAAUGUUAGAGUUCUUCCUCUAGUAGUGCGCAAAGAGUUAGCAUGUGCAUGUGUGACUGAAGAUUCCGCUUAAUUCAGAUUUACAGACCGUGUUUAAACACAUUAUAUUAUUGUUCUCAUCUUCAGCGGCACCAUGAGCACGUUAUGGAUGGGAAACCUGGAGACCUACAUGGACGAGAAGUUCGUCACCAGAGCAUUUUCCACCAUGGGCGAGCAGGUGGUGAAUGUGCGGAUCAUACGAAACAAGAUGACAGGUGUGUCAUCACCCAGGGGGGCCCUGGGCUACUGCUUCGUGGAGAUGACGGACGAGGCCACGGCCGAGAGGUGUCUACGAAAGAUCAACGGGAAAGCUUUACCCGGAGCCAGUCCGCCCACGAGGUUCAAGUUAAACCGAGCCACGUUUGGGAAACAGGACAGCGGUCAGAUGUACUCUCUGUUUGUGGGAGAUCUGACUCCAGAGGUGGACGAUGGGAUGCUCUAUGAGUUCUUCUACAACCGUUACCCCUCCUGUCGGGGGGGCAAAGUGGUGCUGGACACCAUGGGCAACUCCAAGGGUUGUGGAUUUGUUCAGUUCCCAGACGAGCGGCUGCAGAAGCGAGCACUGGAGGAGUGUCAGGGCGCUAUGGGUCUGGGGAGCAAACCUCUGAGACUCAGUCUGGCUGCAAACAAUUUAAGGAACCGUCAGCAGCAGUCAGAAAACAAAUCGUGGCAGCCCGGCUCCUCUUACAAAUACAACUACGACCACUACAACCAGUACAACCAGUACCAGCAGCAGGCCUACCCCGGCUACUACAACUCCUGGGGCUACGACCAGAACGGAGCGGGGUACGGUUACAACUACCCGCAGUAUGAUUACUCACAGUAUGCUGCCCAGGAAACUGAAGCUGAAACUGAACCUGUGCAGGAUGACGGGAUUGAAGAUCCCAGUCCGGAGCUGGACGUGGUGGAGGCAAACAGGAAGUUCAUGGAGCUCAGUGAGGAACUUUACGACGCUCUGAUCGACUGUCACUGGCAGCCUCAGGAGUUCUCUGAAGAACAGGAUUUUAUGGAAUCCAGUCUGCCGGAACCGAUCUCCUGCUGAGACCGGACUCUUCAGACUAUACCCCCUCAUGGGGACGAUCGGCUGUCUGCUGGCGUGUUCACAGUGUGGAUUAUUUUUGUAAGGACGUAAUGAAACGUUGGAUUGAAGCCUGCUAAUGUGUAAAAUGAAUACAAACAUAUGAGUCUCAUCAAGAAAUAUUUAUGAUUUAUUCAGAACACACUUAAGGUUGUCAGAAGUUUUGAUACUCAGAUAUUUUUCGGUACCCUGUGUUUAAGAGUGAAAUGUUAUUGUAAUGAUUAAAAGAAUCAAAAGUACCAACGCUUGUCAGGGUGCCGGUAGCCUAGAGCGCGCCCUCCAUGAAGUGAGGCUUAAGUCCUCAAGAGGGGGCGGAUCUGUGUGUAGUCCUGUCCUGUCAAACAUUAAGGAAAACUUCAGAUCUUUGGUCGUUUAUAAACCAAAAGCUCCUGAGUGACAGAGAGAGAGAUGUCUGUCCAAAUUGUACAAAUAAUUUGGAGUGGUUUUGGUACCAAUGUUUGAUCAUUUCAUUUGUCCAUUAAGACCAUGUGCAGAAUUUGUUUUCAAUUUUUUGUAAUAAAUAAAA